AAAAACUAAGCUAAUACAGUGACACUGCUGUAUUUUAGACGACGAAUGUUUAUUCAUGCAUUAGAAAAAGGCAAAGCAAGAACGUGUUAAAACGAAACUUACGUCAAUUUAUUGUUUUAAAAAUAAAAACAAAACUCCGAAAAGCAAGGAAAAAACGAUUAAAGCCGUGAGGAAAAGAGAGCUUGAAAGAAGAGUGGCAGCACGAAAGAACUCCCCCCCAAAAAACGAACAUAAAGAAAUGUCCACAAAAUUUAAAGGAGGAAGAAAAAAAAGAAAGAAAUCAUCAAAAAGUGUUGAAAGCGCGCUCGGUUCCUUAUUAGGCGAAGAUACAAUAUUUAUUCCGUGUCUCCAGGGAUGAGGCUCCUCUCUCUAUUGUCCUCCCAUUCCUCAGUGCUGAUGCUUAAUUUUCAAAACUUCGAUAUUACCAAGGGACCUACGACAUCAGCCGGAGAAAUACCCAGCAAGUACAUAACCGGAGCCAGGCAGCGCGCGCUCUGCAGUGGGGAACGCGCUCAGCACCGACUCCGCCGGGCCACUUUUCGUUUUUUACACGUAUUAUUUUUUUCGGGGGGGAAUUUUUUCUCUCUCUCGCUCUGUCUUUUCUCUCUCUCUUUUCCCCCCAUUCUUUUGCCUUUACUGUUGGAUUUAUUUGGACAGCGCGAGGAAACCGGGGUGUGUGUAUUUUUAUAUUGGAUCGCGAGAAUGUCAGCCACCUUUCCUGGACUGGUUCACGACGCGGAGAUACGUCACGACGGAUCAAACAGCUACCGCCUGAUGCAGCUAGGCUGCCUCGAGUCCGUGGCUAACUCGUCGGUCGCCUACUCCUCGUCGUCCCCGCUCACCUACCCGGCCACCGGGCCAGAGUUUGCCUCCCCCUACUUUCCCGCCAACCAUCAGUACACGCCCCUGCACCACCAGUCCUUCCACUACGACUUCCAGCACGGCCACCCGGCCGUCAACCCGGACGCCUACUCGCUGAACUCACUGCAUCAUUCGCAGCAGUACUACCAGCAGCUACACCACCACGGCGAGCCGGCAGACUUCAUCAACCUGCACCACGGAGCGCGCGCGCUCAAGUCCUCGUGCCUGGACGAGCAGCAGCGACGCGAGCUCGGCUGCCUUGACGCCUACAGGCGCCACGACCUGUCGCUGGUCAGCCACGGCUCGCAAUACGGCGUCCAUACCGAACAGAGGCUGCUGCCCGGGGCGGGGCUGGGGCUGCCCCCGCCUGGGGCCGAUGACCUGCAGGGUUCCGUGGACGCGCAGUGCGGGCUCAUGUUGAAUGGCCAAGGCGGAGUGAUCCGGAGAGGUGGGACGUGUGUAGUGAAUCCUACAGAUCUUUUUUGCUCUGUGCCGGGCCGCCUCUCUCUCCUCAGCUCUACCUCUAAAUAUAAAGUCACCAUCGCUGAAGUCAAACGCCGCCUCUCUCCUCCAGAGUGUCUAAAUGCCUCACUGCUGGGGGGCAUCUUAAGGAGAGCAAAGUCUAAGAAUGGCGGUCGGUGCCUUAGAGAGAAGUUGGACAGGUUGGGACUCAAUCUCCCAGCAGGCCGCAGAAAAGCUGCUAAUGUCACCCUGCUAACCUCUUUAGUGGAAGGUGAGGCGCUUCAUCUGGCCCGGGACUUUGGUUACACCUGUGAGACGGAGUUUCCCACUAAAGCGGUGGGAGAACACUUGGCACGACAGCACACAGAACCCAAGGAACAGAACGCCCGUAAGAAAAUGGUGCUGGCCACUAAGCAGAUCUGUAAGGAGUUCCAGGACUUGUUAAGUCAGGAUCGUUCCCCACUGGGUUCCUCGAGGCCAACGCCAAUACUGGACUUAGACAUUCAGAGACAUCUAACACAUUUUAGUCUUAUCACGCAUGGUUUCGGCACACCAGCGAUCUGUGCAGCUCUCAGCACCUUUCAGACAAUUCUGAGUGAAAUGCUGAACUACCUGGAGAAACAUUCGGCCAAUAAAAGCACAGGAACACCUGACGGUAGCCAUAUCAACUCCAACUCUGAAAAAACGGCACUCCGCAAAACUGCUGAAACGCCAACAAAAGACGGGAAAAUGGAGAAAACAGAAUGACUGCAUCCUUCUUAGCAACAAAGGACCACUGCUGAAUCACUUCCUGAUUUAAGCCCUGAUGGGCAGGCCUUGUUCAGGGCGUGGCUGGUAUAGGGUGGGUUUUUUUCUUUUCCUGCCUUUUUGAAAAAUUUAUUUAACCAUCACUAUUUAUUUAUUUCCAGUCAUCGAGUCCUAAUCCAGUGUCUAUUUAAACCAAGCAAUUAACAUUAUCUUUCCAGUCAACCACGCGCAAUGUAUUUCCACUUUUUUGUAAGUUAUCAGAGAGGGUAUUUUGUUUAUUAAAGUUUGUCAUUUCUUUAAUAGUGGAAUUAAUGAAUUGAAAAUGUAAUAUCUUUUCCUGAAAGAUGCACAUUCCAUUUUUUUUGCCAAGGCCUAAUUUCAGGUCACUUUAAAAACUGUAAAAUAAAUUCUGGUGACUCUCUUUGUUGCCAUCAGUAAACUGUAUAUUGUGCAUGUUGAAGUUUGUACACUGCUCAAACCUGACAUUCCUCACUACAGCUUCAGAACACGACAUCUCAACCGCAUUUGUAAAGAAGUUAUAUAUAAAUAUAUAAAUGACAACUUUUUCUUGUAGGUUUUGAACUACAUAUAUGAAAUAUCCCUACAUGCAAACUACUCGUGUUCAAUAAAGCAUAUUGCU
Messenger RNA from Astyanax mexicanus (Mexican tetra), 2710 nucleotides. It is a transcript of the gene tfap2d, whose product is annotated as transcription factor AP-2 delta (activating enhancer binding protein 2 delta). Lineage: Eukaryota; Metazoa; Chordata; Actinopteri; Characiformes; Acestrorhamphidae. The record is from RefSeq and is a predicted model, not a curated record. Gene Ontology annotation, biological process: regulation of transcription by RNA polymerase II; anatomical structure development; regulation of cell population proliferation. The transcript is spliced from 8 exons. Bases 355 to 2070 code for a protein of 571 amino acids. Gene Ontology annotation, molecular function: DNA-binding transcription factor activity, RNA polymerase II-specific; RNA polymerase II transcription regulatory region sequence-specific DNA binding. Gene Ontology annotation, cellular component: nucleus.